GUUUGUAUGUGGGUCUAAAAGACAGUUGGUCGUCCAGUGUGCGGGAAGAGCUGGUCGUGGGAGGAGAUGGAUAGGUAGCAUGUAUAAAUAGGGGGCAAUGAAGUGAAGGUCCAGGAGCGUUGGCACUGAGCUACCUGGAUAUUUCACAAUCCACUGCAAAUCUUCUUAUAAUCUUAUGUGCUUCCACGACAGGCAUCGCUGGAACUUGGAAGACAGUAUCGUUAUUAAGAACAGUUUAUAGGUUAUGAUCAAUCCAUCUCGAGGAGAGUUAGCUAGAAUCAUAAGUAAAACUUUGAUAACCGCAACGAAAGAAGUCGCCCCAAGUCAGACAUGGAAGUGGACGCCGUCGCUGGAGCAAGCUUUGCACCGCCUUGGAUGUCGGCAAUUACUCAGUCCAACACUAGUUGCCCGUGUAAUCGACCCAUACCUCCUCCAUCAUCACUCUAUUGCUUUGGGCUUCUUCGACUGGUCCUCUCAGCAACCUGGAUUUUCUCACGACUCAUUUUCCUAUCAAUCAAUUAUCAAAGCCCUCUCCCAUUCCCGAAACUUCAUUGCCAUUGAAAGGAUCUUGAAGCAGAGCAAAUCCCAGAAGCUCAUCCUUCCACCUUAUGUUUAUCGAGCUGUCAUUGCUUCUCAGAUCAGUAGUAAGAAAACUCAAGUUGCGUUUUCUACUUUCAAAGAGGUCAGCUCCGUAUUAUCAGAAAUCGGACCCCAAACUUGCAAUUCGCUUCUUGCUGCUAUAUCCUCUGAAGGAAAUCUUUGUGGUGCCCAAAAUGUGUUCGAUGAAAUGAAUCUGAGAGGUGUUCAAUUGAACACACUUGGUUUUGGUGUGUUUAUGUGGAAUUUCUGUCGCUAUAAUGGACUGGAACUGACUUUGAAUGUGCUAGAGGAAGUCCGGAAAAUUGAUUUUUCUGGAAUUAACGGGUCCAUUAUUGCUGUUUUAGUUUCUCAUGGGUUGUGUUCUUCUUUCGUCUCAGAGUCCGUUGUGGCUUUGGAUGAGUUGAGGAAAAGAGACUGUAAACCCGAUUUUAUAGCAUACAGAGUUGUUUCAGAAGCAUUGAGAGGAAUGGGAAAUGUGGUUGAUGUGGAAAUGGUUUUAAAGAAAAAAAGGAAGCUGGGAGUUGCACCAAGAUCUAAUGAUUAUAAAGAAUUCAUUUUUAGCUUGAUUUCAGAAAGACUUAUAUCAGAAGCAAAAAAGUUGGGAGAAGUAAUCAUGAAUGGAAAUUUCCCCAUGGAUGAUAAUCUACUCAAUGUGCUGAUCGGAUCUGUUUCGGCUGUUGAUCCCCAUUCCUCCAUGUUAUUCUUCAAUUUCAUGGUUGACAAAGAUGUAUUUCCCACCCUUCUUACUUUGAACAAUCUGGGUAGGAACCUUUGCAAGCACGGUAAAGUUGACAUGUUAGUUGAGGUUUUUCGGAAGCUGUCUGCUAGAGCGUAUUUUAGAGAUCAACAAAGUUAUAAAUUGAUGGUCACACUUUUGUGUGAGGCGGGCAAAGUAAAGGAAGCUUAUGAUCUUCUCUGUGAGAUGAAAAGAAAAGAUUUGGGUCUUGACAUAUCAUCUUACAAUUCACUUCUACAAGCCUGCUGCAGUGAAGAUUUAAUACGGCCUGCAAAACGGCUAUGGGAUGAAAUGUUUGCAAAUGGUUGCCCUGGCAAUAUAAAGACAUACAACAUCCUUAUCCAGAAGUUAACAGAAGUUGGUGAAGUUGAAGAAGCUUACACGCUGUUUCAGCACAUGUCUGAAAAAGGGGUAGCACCUGAUGAAACAACAUACAAAUCCAUUCUUAAAGGAUUCUGUCAAGCCAAAGAUCUGACCCUGGCUCUUCAUGUGUUCAACAUGUCUGUUGCUCAAAGUAGUCUGCUUGCGCAAAAUAUUUUAGGUUCAUUUGUCCUCUAUCUUUGUACUGGAGGUUAUGUGCUUCCUUCUUUAAAAUUGCUUCAGAGUCACAAGAAUGAUAUUGCAUCCCUGGACUCCCAUCUCACAGUAUUGAGAUUUCUAACUGAUGCUGGGGAGGAUUCAUUGGCUCUGGAACACUUGAAGUUGGUUAAAGACAAUUCUCCUUUCAUGUUACAAGCUCUUAAGAAUGAGAUUUUAUCUUUAUCAAGACCAAAUUCAAUUAUGGAGUUGCUUGAAGAGGUGCAGAAAACAGUCUAGUGUAACACUUGUGGAAACAUAGAUCCCAGGGGACAAUGUUGGACGGGCAACUUUCUGAGAUUUGGGGCUUUGAAUUUCGAGAAAAAUAAUGAUCAAACUGGCGAGACUAUGCACUAUGGUUAUAGACAGCCUAUAAGUGCACAAUGAAGAUAAGGGAAUUAGAUAAAGAUUGUGAUAUUAUUAGGGUAUCUUUUUUUUUUACCAAUUUUUCAUACCCCCCUAUCUUUUUUAUUUAUUUAUUUGAUUUGAUUUGUUACCUUAUCUUUUUUAUGUAGUGAUUAUAUUGCAUUAGAAUUGCAGGUGUAGAGAAUCUGCCGGUGUAUACUUAAUUGCAAUUCAUUCUUCCAAAAUGAGUUUCCCCUGUCAUUGCACAGUUGAUCACAACCAUCCAUCUGGAAAUGAUCAGGACUGUGAGUUUUAGGCCAGCUUCUACAACACUUUUUUUAAAUACACUAAAGUCUUAACUGAUUAAGAUCCACACUUAGUAGCUUGCUCUUUCUCCAUUUGACCUUCUCUCCUUUAUGUCUCUACUCUCUACUUCAUAUCUCUAUCCACACUUGGUGAAGAGACUCUCUGUCCAUAUCCAAGCUUCUACAUUUGGAAUAAAAUUUGCCUCACUGAGCUCCAUUUCCAUCCGCUUCUUCAUUGUGACUUGUAACAUCUCACCGUCUCUGUUCUACCUUAUAUGUCCACCUCUCAACCAUUGACAGAAGAAAUCUUGGGUUUUCAUCAGGGGAAAUGAAGACAGGUGGAUGGUCAUUUAAUAACAAUCUGUUAUUAUCCAAUUUAUUCAUAGUUCCAAUUUCUAUAUAAGGUGAGAAAUGAGCGAUACAAUCUGAUUUGGAGAAGCUAAGUAAUAUGUAUCUAUAGAAAGUGAAAGGCUGAAAGCACUAGUGCACUACCCCUCCUUAAGCUAGCGCUGUCAACAAUGACAUAGGAAGAUCAUUCUAUGUUGGGAAAAGGAAGAAGUCCGAAUCAUCUCUUCAAGAAAAACGCUUACUAGGCUGGAGGGGACGAUGACUUCAGUGAUUAUUCUGUAUGCUUGUACGAUGGUAUAUAAUAAUACAAUUAUGUGUAUGUCGAAUAAUCAAUAGUGACAACUAUUCUAUUUUCGCUUCUGCAUUUUAUGUUUUUUAUCGUUUGUAAUAGCUAUAGAAAUUCUGGUUUCAGUAAGUGUUCCAUUUUCUACUACUAUUUCUGUACAAAAAAAUGGCAAGGUUUUCUGCAUUGAGAUUUUGGGAGUACUAGGCAUUUUCG
Molecule: messenger RNA, 3409 nt
Organism: Cuscuta europaea
Lineage: Eukaryota; Viridiplantae; Streptophyta; Magnoliopsida; Solanales; Convolvulaceae
Source: the annotation of a GenBank genome assembly